This is a messenger RNA of Chaetomium strumarium, 1792 nucleotides long. RefSeq lists its product as uncharacterized. The transcript has 3 exons. The coding region runs from base 105 to 1679 and encodes 524 amino acids. Gene Ontology annotation, biological process: ketone body catabolic process. NCBI's taxonomy places the organism in Eukaryota, Fungi, Ascomycota, Sordariomycetes, Sordariales, Chaetomiaceae. Gene Ontology annotation, molecular function: succinyl-CoA:3-oxo-acid CoA-transferase activity. The record is from RefSeq and is a predicted model, not a curated record.
GCAUUUGUUGCCCUUCUUUCGCGACGUUGCUCCUCGCCAACUUGCCUAUCGCGUCGUUCCGGUAAACCCUUCUAUAGCCGAACGCUCCAGAUUUACAAUCCAAGAUGCCGUCGGCGGCGAUGUGCAUGAGGACACUGAGGGCAUAUGCCAAAUAUGGCCAGAAUCAUGCGGCGCUCUUUGCGCGGUCCUUCUCGGCGACUGCCCGCCGGCGGGAGAUCAACAAGAUCUACCCAUCGGCCGCGGAGGCGCUUAAGGACAUGAAGCCCAACACCACGCUUCUCUGCGGCGGCUUUGGCCUGUGCGGCGUGCCAGACACGCUGAUUGACGAGGUGCUCAAGAAGCCAGAAAUCACGGGGAUCACGGCCGUGUCGAACAAUGCCGGCACGGACAGCAGCGGCCUCGGCAAGCUGCUGAAGACCAAGCAGAUCAAGAAGAUGAUCGCAUCGUACAUUGGCGAGAACAAGACGUUUGAGACCAUGUACCUGACGGGCGAGGUUGAACUGGAGCUGACACCGCAAGGCACGCUGGCCGAGCGCUGCGCCGCCGGCGGCAAGGGCAUCCCGGCCUUCUACACGCCCGCCGCCUUCGGCACCGUCGUGCAGACGGGCGAGCUGCCGCUGCGCAACAAGCCGGACGGCACGCCGGAUGUGUUCUCGUACCCCAAGGACGUCAAGGUCUUCAACGGCAAGAGCUACCUGCUCGAGCACUCGAUCGCCGGCGACUACGCCUUUGUCAAGGCCUACAAGGCCGACCGGCUCGGCAACUGCCAGUUCCGCCUGGCGGCCAACAACUUCAACGGCGCCAUGGGCCGCAACGCAAAGAUGACCAUUGUCGAGGCCGAGCACAUCGUCGAGCCCGGCGAGAUCCCGCCCGAGGCGGUCCAUCUGCCGGGCAUCUACGUCAAGCGCGUCAUCCAGAGCACCGCCGCCAAGAACAUCGAGAAGUACACGUGGAGCAAAGACCCCAACGAGGCCGCCGUCGAGGACCCCAAGGCCGCUGCCGCGCUGGGCACGGGCGACACCAAGGCCAAGCGCGAGCGCAUCGUGAAGCGCGCCGCCAAGGAGUUCAAGAACGGCAUGUACGCCAACCUGGGCAUCGGCAUGCCGAUGCUUGCGCCGGGCUUCGUGGGCGACGACGUCGAGGUGCAGCUGCAGAGCGAGAACGGCAUCCUAGGCCUAGGGCCCUACCCGCUCAAGGGCCAGGAGGACGCCGAUCUGAUCAAUGCCGGCAAGGAGACGGUGACGCUGAAGCCGGGCGCGUCGGUGUUUGGGUCCGAGGAGAGCUUUGGCAUGAUCCGGAGCGGCCGCAUUGACCUGACCAUCCUCGGUGCGAUGCAAGUCAGCGCGACGGGCGAUCUGGCCAACUGGAUGUUGCCCGGGAAGGUCAAGGGGUUCGGUGGCGCGAUGGACUUGGUCAGCAACCCGAGCAUGACCAAGGUCGUUGUGACGAUGGAGCAUACCGAUAAGAAGGGCAAUCCCAAGAUUGUUAAGCAGUGUGCUUUCCCCCUAACCGGCAAGGCCUGCGUGUCGAGGAUUAUCACUGAGCUCGGUGUCUUUGAUGUCGACUUCGCCCAUGGGUUGACACUAAUUGAAAUUGCCGAUGGCGUGACGGUGGACGAGAUCAAGGCCAAGACUGAGGCGCCCUUCCGGGUUGCGGAUGAUCUAAAGCCCAUGUUAUAGGCGAUGUUAUGACCCUCGGUUGACGCAGCGUACGGGAUGAGCACCUCAGAUGAAGGAGGACUGCCGCCUCUGGUUGGACUACACGUGUACAUAAUUUAGAUACCUUGGCUUAU